Molecule: messenger RNA, 396 nt
Organism: Gongylonema pulchrum
Lineage: Eukaryota; Metazoa; Nematoda; Chromadorea; Rhabditida; Gongylonematidae
Source: the annotation of a GenBank genome assembly
AUGGAGCACAAGGAUCUGUGGUAUAGUGGCAACAAAUUGCGUCUGGACAUGAAAAGGAGUGGUUGCACUGUUAGUGGACGAUAUGGCCGAUACCUGUGGGACGAUUUGCCUUGCCGCCGAAAAGUAAGUUCUGUUGAGGAAAAAUUGGUGGAAGCGGGUGCAAGUGCAGUAUAUGCCUUUUGCGUGCAUGGUAUCUUCUCGGGACCUGCACUGCAAAGGCUAAAUAGUUCGGUAUUCGAAGCAGUGGUCGUGACGAAUACGAUACCCCAAGAAGAAAACAUGAAAAAAUGCCCUAAAAUCCAGUGCAUCGAUAUUUCAAUGAUUCUGGCCGAAGCAAUUCGACGUACACACAAUGGCGAAUCAGUUUCAUAUCUUUUCUCACAUGUACCAAUGUAG